Molecule: messenger RNA, 1116 nt
Organism: Brenthis ino (lesser marbled fritillary)
Lineage: Eukaryota; Metazoa; Arthropoda; Insecta; Lepidoptera; Nymphalidae
Source: the annotation of a GenBank genome assembly
AUGAAUGUAAACAACAUAUUAAGAAAUAUUAUUAAAGCUCGCUCUACUAAUAUUUUAUUUCAAAGAUGGAAAGGUUCUGAAAAACAAGUAACUACUUAUGAUCCAUUUAUGACAAAACCACAAAAAACUAGAGAUACUUAUCUAGAAGUAAUAAAAAUGUUCGAGGGGCAAGAUACUAGACGUCGUGGUCAUGUAGAAUUUAUUUAUGCCGCCUUAAGUCGUAUGUCAGAAUUUGGUGUUCAAAAGGACCUAGAAGUUUAUAAAGCUUUAGUAGAUGUACUCCCGAAAGGAAAAUUUAUACCUACAAAUAUUUUUCAAGCUGAAUUUAUGCAUUAUCCUAAACAACAACAGUGUGCUGUAGAUUUGUUAGAACAAAUGGAAAAUAAUGGGGUAAUGCCAGAUAUAGAAAUGGAACAGAUGUUGUUAAACAUUUUUGGUAGACGAGGCAUACCUCUAAGAAAAUAUUGGAGGAUGAUGUAUUGGAUGCCAAAGUUUAAAAAUCUCAGUCCUUGGCACUUGCCAGAGCAACUUCCCGGUGACACAUUAGAACUGGCAAAACUGGCUAUACAAAGAAUUACAUCAGUGGAUCCGGACACUCAAAUAAAUGUUUGGCAGACAGAUGAAGUUGAGGCUUCCUUGGACAAAACAUGGAUAGUAAGUGCACAAAGCAGAAUUCAGCAAGUAUUAUUAUCAGAACAGCCUGUAGAUGAGCCGCUGGUGAUAAAAGGACCUUAUAAUGUAUAUUUAAGAGAUAAUGUGGUCACAUACUUCACACUACUAGGAAAAACGAGACCUGAAUAUAAAGAUGAUACUGAUACUGAUGAUGUUUCUAAAAUUGAAAAACCGCCAGGGAUACCAGGUGUUAUUGGCAAAGUGACACUGCCACAAGUCAAAUGCACAGUCCAUGAACAGGACGAUGGAACUAUUGUAGGAGUUUGUGCGACAGGAACUUCAUCAAGAGAUUCAUUACUAUCAUGGAUAAGACUGUUAGAAAAACAUAAUAAUCCACUAUUAGCAAAUAUACCUGUAAUAUUUACUCUACUUGCUCCGCCAUCAGAUGUGUCAUUAUAUGAAAAUGAGGUCACAACUCAAGAAGAAAAUGUUAAUUCAACAACA